Cylas formicarius (sweet potato weevil) is the source of this 2063-nucleotide messenger RNA. RefSeq names its product methionine-R-sulfoxide reductase B1 (gene SelR). The transcript has 3 exons. The record is from RefSeq and is a predicted model, not a curated record. Bases 1041 to 1472 code for a protein of 143 amino acids. Gene Ontology annotation, cellular component: cytoplasm. Gene Ontology annotation, molecular function: peptide-methionine (R)-S-oxide reductase activity. Lineage: Eukaryota; Metazoa; Arthropoda; Insecta; Coleoptera; Brentidae. Gene Ontology annotation, biological process: response to oxidative stress; protein repair.
GAGCAGACAUAGCUUUUAUCUGGAUUAAGUUUGUCCUCUCUUCUACAUCGAACUAUCCACUCGUUCCUAAUAGUUUGGGAUACUAGAUCUUUCCCUUUGGGAAAGCGAUGAAAACUACAUUUUCGAGAACUUGCUUUUUCAUCAAAAUAGUUGUUAUUGCACCCAUACACGGCACAUCUCUUAACUUAACUUAUCCCACUGAAAAAGGUAAAAGAAAUGUAUUUCUUACCUUUAUCUAUAUUAUUAUGUGUAAUAUUUUGAGCUUACCUCCUAACUAAUAACACCGCUAAUAAGCAGCACGAAUACAAAACUUUUAAGUGUUUAAUUAAGAUUAAAAAUACUGUUUUUCUCAGUUCUCGCCACUCAAGCACAUACGCUUUUAAAGUAUUUGUUAAAGCUUAAAAACACUGUUUUGUCCAAGUUUUUUUUUUACAGAAAUACAAUUAACACAAACAUAAGCGCACUAUUCAUUAGUUUAAAUUAUUUUAAUUGUUCAAAGAACACAAAAUACAACGAUUUAAUAGGCCUUGAAAUGCGUUGACAGAAUACACAAAAACUGUUUGAGGACUUCGCUUACGUCACAAGCGACCACGUGCCAUGGAUAAUUUUGGCGAACGUAUGUCUUAUGGGAUUGGGCAAUCCUAUUAGGUUUACCAUUCUUGGGACUACCAGCCUAUUUUGCGCGAAACUAUGGCAUCGUGUCUACCAUUAAAAAAAUAGCAGUUCAAAAUACUUUAACCGCAAUUUUUUUCUACUAAUAAUAUACUUAUGUAGAAAUUGCAUCGCGUCAACUAUUUGAUAUUUAUUUAUUCUUGGUUUGUUUGAAUAAUGGGCGAAUAUUUCUCGUGAUAUUUCAAGCUUUAGUGAAUUAAAGUUGCUUUAAACUAUGAUUGUACAGAACAACCAAUAGAGAAAAGUAAUAUGAACGACCUAACCAUAAAAGGUCGUCAGAAAACCAAAAUAAUAUGGAUGUAUUUUUGUAAGUAACAGUGGAGUGUGACGGUUUAUAGCAGACAUCAGUUUUGAACUACUUCAUUGCUAUGGCUCAAAAGGUAGACAAGGAUGAACUAAGAACUAAAUUAACGCCAUUGCAGUAUCAUGUUACCCAAGAAAAGGGCACUGAAAGGCCAUUUUCAGGUUGUUAUAAUAAGCUUUAUGAUCAGGGUACUUACACAUGUGUGGUUUGUGAACAACCUUUAUUUAGUUCUGAAACAAAAUAUGAUUCGGGGUGUGGUUGGCCAGCGUUUAACGAUGUUUUAGACCAAGGCAAAAUUAAACUGAAGCCAGAUUCAAGUGGAGUUGGAGCAAAUUUAUUACUCCUGAUAUCCCAGCCAGAUAGAAUUAGGACAGAGGUGUCUUGCUCUCAGUGUGGUGCUCAUUUGGGGCAUGUGUUCAACGAUGGACCUCCUCCAAAGAAAAAGAGGUUCUGUAUCAACUCAGCAUCUCUCAACUUUAAACCAAAGAAAAACUAAUGAUAUAGGCUCAAACACCAAUUAUAUUGUUAGAUUUGCCUCUAAAUGUUAUGCAGUUAUAUUGUUUUGUAUGUAACUUAAUUAACUUAAUGCUCUGCAUAAUACUUCUGACAAGUAUAUUGGCUUAUUUGUCUUUAUAAUUGUUUUGAUAUGUUCAUGUUUCACUCGAAUUAAAAACUCACUAAUUUAGAUUCUUAUAGUUUAGAUGAAACAAAGAUCGAGAUUGUAAUUCAAAACAUUUUACUAUUCGAUUUUGUUGUUCUGGACAGGCUAGGUUCUAUUUACAAUUGUUGGUUUAAUGAGACUGCCAAAGAGCUGUGAUUUAUGAAAAAUCUAUAAUCGGAGAAACUCAUUGGGCUAUAGCAGCCAACAAUGUAAAUAGAACUGGGCCUUGAAAUAAGAAAUGAUUUUUGUGACAUUUUGAGAUUUUUUUUUACAAGACGCCUAUUGAUUUCUUUAUGAUGUGCUUACCUAUAACAGGUUAUCUAACAUUUGAAUCUGGCCUAAUUCUGACUGAUGUACCAUAUUAGUUAGUUCUUCAAUUGCCUAAGACUAACAUGAUUGAAUGUAAAAAUAUUAAUAAUAAGGUAU